Pimephales promelas (fathead minnow) is the source of this 5532-nucleotide messenger RNA. The record is from RefSeq and is a predicted model, not a curated record. Lineage: Eukaryota; Metazoa; Chordata; Actinopteri; Cypriniformes; Leuciscidae.
CGCACUCACCGGGCGCCUGGCUUGGGUUAUCCACAGAAGGCGUCGGUUGUUGAGGAGGCGUUUAGGGAUUUCGCUGCAUGAGUGGGAUAUAGACGUUUGGUUCGUGGUGCCCUUGGAAGAAAUAACGGGGGAAAGCGCAGGACAGAGCGAACACGUGCCUUAUUCUCAGUUGUGUUGAGGAUAUUUAGAUUUCAGGAUGCCAGUUUUCCAUACCAAGACGAUAGAGAGUAUCCUGGAGCCGGUGGCUCAGCAGAUAUCUCACUUGGUUAUCAUGCACGAGGAGGGCGAAGUUGAUGGGAAAGCGAUCCCAGAUCUCACCAGCCCAGUGGCGGCAGUGCAAGCGGCUGUCAGCAACCUCGUGCGGGUGGGGAAGGAGACGGUUCAGACCACAGAAGACAAGAUUAUGAAGAGAGACAUGCCUCCGGCCUUCAUUAAGGUGGAGAAUGCCUGUGCGAAGCUUGUGGAAGCAGCUCAGAUGCUGAAGACAGACCCGUACUCUGUCCCGGCCCGUGAUUACCUCAUUGAUGGCUCGCGGGGCAUCCUCUCUGGGACUUCAGAUCUGCUUUUGACCUUUGACGAGGCAGAGGUGCGUAAAAUUAUCCGCGUGUGUAAGGGGAUCCUGGAGUACCUGGCUGUUGCAGAGGUUGUGGAAACCAUGGAGGACUUGAUCACUUACACUAAAAACCUGGGACCAGGCAUGACGAAAAUGGCAAAGAUGAUUGACGAACGGCAACAGGAGCUGACUCACCAAGAGCACCGUGUGAUGCUGGUCACCUCCAUGAACACAGUGAAGGAACUGCUUCCCGUGCUCAUAUCUGCAAUUAAAAUCUUUGUGACAACCAAGUGCACUAAGAGUCACGGUGUGGAGGAGGCCUUGAAGAACAGAAACUACACGUUUGAGAAGAUGAGCGCCGAGAUCAACGAGAUUAUCAGAGUGCUGCAACUCACUUCUUGGGACGAGGACGCCUGGGCCAACAAAAAGGACACUGAGGCCAUGAAGAGAGCGCUAGCUCUGAUAGAGUCAAAGAUGGGUCCUGCUAAAAUAUGGCUGAGGGACCCUAACGGCCUACCAGGAGAUCCAGGAGAGCAUGCUUUGCGUCAGAUACUGGAUGAAGCAGAAAAAGUGGGUGAGCUUUGUGCUGGGAAAGAGAGACGAGAGAUCCUGGGAACAGCCAAGACCUUGGGCCAGAUGACGGAUCAGGUGUCAGAUGUGCGCGCCAGAGGUCAGGGUGCCACCCCCAUGGGUAUGCAGAAAGCUCAGCAGGUGGGCCAGGGUUUGGAUAUUCUUGUGGGAAAAGUGGAGAACGCUGCCCGAAAGCUGGAGGCCCUGACCAAUGCCAAACAGGCCAUCGCCAAGAGAAUCGACACGGCCCAGAGCUGGCUGGCUGAUCCUAACGGUGGUCCGGAGGGGGAAGAGAACAUCCGUGCUCUUCUGGCAGAGGCCAAGCGCAUUGCUGACCUGUGUGAAGACCCUAAAGAGAGAGACGACAUUCUGCGCUCCAUCAGUGAGAUCGCAGGACUCACUGCGAGACUGGUUGAACUUCGUAAAAUGGGUAAAGGGGAUACUCCUGAGGCUAGAUCGCUGGCCAAACAGAUUGGCACAGCUUUGCAAAACUUGCAGGCAAAGACUAACCGUGCCGUGGCCAACAUGAGACCUGCCAAGGCAGCUGUUACACUAGAGGGCAAAAUGGAGCAGGCUUUGCGCUGGAUUAACAACCCUGGAGUGGACGAUCAUGGAGUAGGCCAGGCUGCCAUACGGGGACUGAUAGCUGAGGGCCGCCGAUUGGCGAACUCUCUACCAGGCCCGUACAGACAGGAGCUGCUAGCAAUGUGUGAGCGAGUGGAGCAGCUGAUGAUGCAGUUGGCAGAUCUGGCUGUGCGGGGAGAGGGAGAGAGUCCUCAGGCGCGCGCUGUGGUUGCUCAUCUGCUGGAGGCAAUUAAAGAUCUGAAGGCAAAGAUGCAGGAGGCAAUGACCAAGGAGGUGUCUGAUGUUUUCAGUGAUACAACCACACCAAUUAAACUCCUGGCUGUAGCAGCAACAGCUCCUCUUGAGGCCCCCAACAGAGAGGAGGUCUUUGAAGAAAGGGCGUCUAACUUUGAGAAUCAUGCCAGCAGACUGGGUGCUACAGCGGAGAAGGCCGCUGCUGUGGGAACAGCCAAUAAGAGCACAGUUGAAGGCAUUCAGGCGGCCGUGAAAUCAGCCAGAGGUCUAACACCUCAGGUCACUUCUGCUGCACGCAUUUUGCUGAAGAACCCUGGCAACCAGGCUGCCUAUGAGCACUUCGAGACCAUGAAGAACCAAUGGAUUGACAACAUUGAAAAAAUGACCAGUCUUGUGGAUGAAGCCAUUGACACCAAAUCCCUCUUGGAUGCUUCAGAGGAGGCCAUUAAGAAAGACAUUGAUAAAUGCCGGGUGGCAAUGGCUAAUGUUCAGCCCCAGUUGUUGGUUGCAGGGGCUACGAGCAUUGCCCGGCGGGCUAACAGGGUACUUCUGGUGGCCAAGCGGGAAGUGGAAAACUCAGAGGACCCUAAAUUCAGAGAACUAGUCAAAGCUGCUUCGGAUGAUCUUGGUAGAACCAUCUCACCCAUGGUUAUGGCUGCUAAAGCUGUAGCAGGAAACAUCCAGGAUCCAGGUUUGCAAAAGAGCUUCCUGGACUCUGGCUACAGGAUCUUGGCUGCUGUUGGGAAAGUAAGGGAAGCCUUCCAGCCUCAGGAGCCUGAAUUCCCACCUCCACCUCCAGACUUGGAUCAGCUGCAUGUCAAUGAUGACCAGGCUCCUCCCAAACCGCCCCUCCCUGAGGGAGAGGUUCCUCCCCCGAGACCUCCACCCCCAGAGGAGAAAGAUGAAGAGUUCCCUGAGCAGAAAGCCGGCGAGAUGGUUAGCGAGCCGAUGAUGGUGGCGGCCAGGCAACUACACGACGAGGCCCGUAAAUGGUCCAGCAAACCUGAGGUCACAGACGAGGGUUUUGAGGCCGCUGAGGCGGAGGUAGAUAUAGAUGAUGAGGAUGAAUUCACAGACAACGAGGAUGAUUAUGAGCCAGAGCUGCUCUUAAUGUCUUCCAAUCAGCCAGUUAACCAGCCCAUUCUGGCCGCUGCGCAGUCUUUACAUCAGGAGGCUCGCAAGUGGUCCAGUAAGGGUAAUGACAUCAUUGGAGCGGCGAAGCGCAUGGCCUUGCUCAUGGCAGAGAUGUCUCGUCUUGUGCGUGGAGGCAGCGGAAAUAAACGUGCCCUUAUUCAGUGUGCCAAGGACAUUGCUAAGGCCUCCGAUGAGGUCACGCGGCUGGCUAAAGAGGUAGCCAAGCAAUGCACCGACAAACGGAUUCGCACAAACCUGUUGCAGGUUUGUGAGCGUAUCCCAACUAUCAGCACUCAGCUGAAGAUCCUGUCCACAGUCAAGGCCACUAUGCUGGGACGUACAAACAUCAGUGAGGAAGAAUCUGAGCAGGCCACUGAGAUGCUCGUGCACAAUGCGCAGAACCUCAUGCAGUCCGUGAAGGAGACGGUCAGAGAAGCAGAAGCCGCCUCCAUCAAGAUCCGCACAGACGCAGGGUUCACUCUUCGCUGGGUCCGAAAGACCCCCUGGUACCAGUAAACUGAGGACUACGGUAGUUGUUUUCCAUCAGCAAUUCGCAUCCUUGCCUUUUCAAACGUCCGAAGUCUGAUAAAGGGUGGCGGGAGGAAAGGACCUGAUCCUUAAACUUUUGGACAUUAGCGUUCGGUUGUAGUUUCGGGGUGACUGGUAUUACUUAUUUUUAUUUACUUGCUGGUAUUUGUACUUAGUACACUUAUUUUGUCUUUACGGAGGCUAUUUUUGGUCCUGAAAGUUUGCUGUAGUUACCUUUAUCUCACACUACGGAGGUUUAGCGUAGGAGUACACAGGAAGCAUAUUUUUUAAAUAUAUAUUUUUUGGUAUGUUGGGUCUCCAAACUCCAGGUAUAUAUAUUUUUUGCAUGAAGAAGUUUUCUAUUUUAUAUUGGAGAAAUAUGGCAUGAUGACUUAAAUGCCUCUCUCGAACAAUGUUGGAGUUCAUGAUGAAAUUUACUUUAAAUUAGUUUUUGACAAUUCAAUUUUCUUACUGAAUUUGUAUAUAUUUAUACUUGUAUUUCAUCAGAUCAUUAUCACAGAUCAUGUUUUAGUCACAAAUAUACAACAAAUAGUGUUGUAAGCUUUACUUUGAUAAAAAAAAAAAGGUUUUACGGCUGGCUGUUUUAAGUUAUCUAUAAUGAACUUUUCUUAGCUUAUAUUUAUAACAAACUUUUGCUUAGCUAUUUAUUAAACAGGAUAAUGCCUUUUUUGAUAGGCCAUGCCAUUACAGAGAUGCAUGGCACGGUCGAUGCCAAAGAUUUUGUUUUUUAUACUUACACUACAAUAUUCACAAGCUAUCAAAUAAAUGCGUCUGUCAUGUAAAACUACAGACAUGUGAAAGCUUGGAUAGUUAACACUGAAUUUAUUUUUCCUUUCACACUUGACUCUUGUGAGAGAGUGAUGUUUUUUGAGAUUUCUUAUAGUCUUUUCAAAAGAAAAGCACAAUCCUCACAACAGUUGAACUGCUCUCUCUUAGCUUUGUCUUUUUAGUUUACAGCUGUAAUUUUGACAUUUCUCUCAGUGUGAUUGUUUUCAUUGUAGUAUAUUGAUGAUGGAGCAGUCUUAACGUAUCUCCCAUUUGGAUAGAAUGGGUAACAAGACCCAGGUGGCUUGUUGAUACCUAUGUGUUUGGACUUUGAAGAUGCUUAAACGGAGAGUUUACCCCAAAUUGAAAAUACUUUCAUCAUUUACUCACCCUCAUUUCGUUCUAAAACAGAAAAUAUUUUCAGAAACAUUUUUGUCCAUGCAAUGAAAGCCAAUGGGGUCCAAACAUGACCCCAUUGACUUUCAAUGUAUGGACAAAACCAGACAUUUUGUUCAAAAUCCAGAGAAUAAAGGUUUGGAAAUACAUUUGGAUAAAUAUUAAUAAUAAUUAGUAAGUAUAAUGAUUAUUUUUACAUUUUUGGGGUGAUCUGUCAUUUUAGUGACUGUACAGAAUCAAAUGUGUGGAAAUGGUGCAAUUCUAGUAUGGAAAGCUCAGUAGCACAAGCUCAUCACCUUUAGCUAAAGAUGCACUCUCUGUAGAUGAAUUCUCUGUACAGCAACAGUAAAACUAUCAUGAUGCUUCACUGCCUUGCAUUCACUUAAAACUCUAUCUAUAACACAUACAUCUUAAAGAUGACCUUUUCCGCCCCAAUAUAGUGCCUCUUUGUGAAAGUUUACAGGGCUGUAUUUGUAUGUGUAAUAGCAUGUUUUGGGUUCUGAUGACAUUUAACAUUUCUUUUUAAAGAGUGAAAAUACUGCUUUGUGAAUGUAUAUAUGACACUAAUGUUGACUUUUUUGUCAGUGUCACAUAGAAAAAAAAUCUUAUGUGCCUCAGAUUGAUAAAAAUGUUCUGUUAAGUGUUUUGUUUGAAAACUUGUGUCAAUAAAGGGACACGUUCAUGUCUCAUUUGUUAAAGGUACUGCACUUCAAUAACUACACAAAGAUUAAAGGACUCUUCUUAGA